Anolis carolinensis (green anole) is the source of this 5868-nucleotide messenger RNA. RefSeq names its product zinc finger FYVE-type containing 16 (gene zfyve16). The transcript is spliced from 18 exons. Gene Ontology annotation, molecular function: metal ion binding. Bases 197 to 4735 code for a protein of 1512 amino acids. Lineage: Eukaryota; Metazoa; Chordata; Lepidosauria; Squamata; Anolidae. The record is from RefSeq and is a predicted model, not a curated record. Gene Ontology annotation, cellular component: early endosome membrane. Gene Ontology annotation, biological process: protein targeting to lysosome; endosomal transport.
GGAGGAGGCGCAUGCGCAGAAGGAAGGCUCGAAGGCGAAGGCGACCCUGCUCGGGAGAGGAGAAGCUGAGGGAGGAAAAGCGGGGCGCCGCCGUCGAGGUCCUGGCCCUGGAGGCGUCAGGGGAGUGGGAUGCGGGCCCGGCGCCCAUGAGGUGAAGGCACAAGAAAAGAAAACUCAUAGCUGUUCAAACUUUAGAAUGGACAGUUACUUCAAAGCUGCAGUCUCUGAUUUAGACAAGCUACUUGAUGAAUUUGAACAAAAUACAGAUGAACUUGAAAACAGCAAAAAUGCAAAUCCACAUGAUUCUACUAAGCACCAUUCACUUUCUUCAGAAUUAGAUUACCAAAAGCCAAAAGUUUUGGAACCAAAAGUGCAAGAUAAUGUUAGCUGUCCUACAUCCGUUGAAUCCCCAUUGUCUACCCAGACUGCAAAUGUAGCAAACUUUGAGCAACUGAACUCUGAACAGAAUGAGAAAAAUGUCACAGGGUUAGAUCUUCUUUCUAUGGUGGAUGGAGGUUCUUCAGAUAAAAAUCAGUCUUCUUGCCUGGGACGAUACAGUAUACCUGUUUGUGAUCUCAUCAGUGACACAGGUAAUUUGAGCCAUGCAAAAAACAGUUCGGAAUGCAUUCAAAAGUUGCAGCCAGAUGACCCCCAAGGUAAUCUUUCUCUUAUUGGCUUUGAUUUAGCAUCAAUACCUGCCACGGCUACAAAUAUGUCGGCUCACUGCAGUUCCGAUACUGAUGUGCAACAACAGAUUGAUGGGGAUACAGCACUAUACAAUGUAGAAUAUAAUACUUCUAAAAAGCAAGAUGAACUGGUAGUAACUACAAACAAACCUUCUCAACCACGCGUGGCAGAUUCUGGUGAGAUUCAAGAAAAGACAGAACCUUUGAAUAACAAUGAGGUAUUGAAACAGAUUGAACAGGUUAUAGACCCAGCUUUAAUAACUCAAGUAUCAUCAACUGUACAUAGUUCCAAAGACAAAGCAACAUGUGAAAAACUGCCUUGUGAGCCAUUAGAGGAUAAAAAUAGUGCAAUGAAUCAAAUGACACAAAAAGAAAAUGACAUGGUUGUUAGUUCAGAAGAGGACAUGGUUGAAUCUUUAAUUUCUAUCUUGCCAAAGAUGUAUCAGUCAAAUGAAAAUAGUUCAACAUUACCUAAAGAAGACAAUUUACAUGAUUCUUUACUUCAAACUGAGAAUGUGCCAGGGCUAAAUCAAACACAUAGUACCCCGGAAAAUUUUUGCAGUCUAGAACAGAAUGCCAGUAUAGGUCUGAACAUAGUUUCAUCACCAGAGAGCUCUGAAGACAUACAGACUUCACUAUCCUGUCUUCCACUUGCUGUUUCUAUAUGUGGGUCAUUAGUUAAGACUGAUGACACUGAGGGAAGGACUGCUGAAGAUGAAGUGACACCACAUAUAGUUAAUAACAUAACUGUACAAACAGAAAGCCAUAAAAAUGGUCUUUCUAAAGGAGAAUUGUCUGAAAGAACAGAACCAUCAGAACAGGAUGAGAAUCAAAACAAAAUGAGCCAAUUCUGCCCAGGAAUACAUUCUUUUACAGAAAAGGAAAAGGAGGGUUUUCAUAACAAUAUUAAUGAAUGUCAGCCUUUCCAGCACCAAAACCCUGUUGCCAGUUCCAGUUCUUCAUUUGCAAAUACUGGAGCAUGCAGCAAUGUUCUGCCCACUGACAUUGGAAUAAGAGGUUUAGUUGAUCUAGCAUUAGAAGAGGACAUUAUCGGAGGUGAUAUGUUAGUUAGUGAUGCUGAGCUUGAUGCCUUCUUGUCUGAGCAUUGUCGUGAAACAGAGCAUUCAAAACCUCUUAAAGAGGAUACUGAUGAUGGAUUAUUGCAAUCUGAUGUUAUUAAUGGCAAUUUAAUUGAUUUGGACAAACUUAACCGAGGCAGUAAUAAUUUGGAAUCAGAAAUGGAGUUUAAGAAAAUAGAACCUUCUAUUGGUAACAGCUACAUAUUAUCCAAUCCUGAAGGUAGAUUAGAUAAUCUGUCAGAAGAAAGUCCACAGUGGAAAAAUUUGAAGAGUGGAAAAAAGGACACAGUGGAAAAAUCCGAAGAGACUACAUACCAUGUAAAUGAAACUAGAAGUGAAGUUUCAGAUCUUAUAAACAGUGAACAGAUAGCACACAGUGGAGGUGCAAGGCCAAAGCAAUUGUUAAAUGUUUCACCAAAAGCCAACACUUGUUCUGAAUUUAGUAGUCCAAAUACGCUUGGGAAUGAAUCCCAGGUGUUAAAUUCCACAGUUCCAAAUGCAUCUUUCUCAGAUGGUAAAAUUUGUCUUGAUUCAAGCUCUAGUUAUAAUAAUGCUGAUACACAAUCAAAGGAAAACAACGGAAGUAGUAUAUUACCUGUGAUCUCAGAAUCUGCUACAGUAGUAGAACGAGCUACAGUCCUUGGACAGAAGCAGCCACCCUGGAUCCCUGAUUCAGAAGCACCAAAUUGCAUGAAUUGUCAAGCCAAAUUCACAUUUACAAGAAGAAGGCACCAUUGUCGUGCUUGUGGAAAAGUUUUUUGCACUUCAUGUUGUAAUCGAAAAUGCAAACUACAGUAUUUGGAUAAAGAAGCAAGAGUCUGUAUAAGCUGUCAUGAAUCCAUUAACAAAGCACAGGCAUUGGAGAGAAUGAUGAGCCCAACUAGUCCUGUGGCUAAUUCUGCUAUCUCUGAAUAUUCGAGUGAACCACCUUUGCAGGCAGCACACACAUCUGGGGUCUGUCCCAAAGAGCAAAGAAGAGUUUGGUUUGCAGAUGGCAUUUUGCCUAAUGGAGAAGUUGCAGAUACAACAAAAUUGUCAUCUGGAGUCAGAAAAUCCCCACAGGAACCAUAUCCUGUUGAAAGUCCAACAAAAGACACACUAUGUGCAUCUGAAAAAAUACCGAAAGAUGAAACAUGUAUUGCUGGACGAACUGAGAUCUUGUGUUGUCCCACUUCUGUUCUUCCAGAAGAAGACACAUUGUCCACUAAGAAACAACCAGAACUGUCACAUGAUUCUGACAGUGUGGUUACAGCUGUUACUGAACUCCCUACUGUUGUCGAAUCAGCAAUGCAUCCUGUUCCUGGCACCGUUAAUGAAGCUAAUGACACACCUGUCAGUCCAUUAGAUUAUCGGAUGCUUUGUGGUAUUGAAAACAGUGUUAGCAAAGAAAUCAGCCUGAUUCCUGAGGGUAAUGGAUUGCCACCUUUACUGCUUACUAGAGGAGAAAAAGGCAAAAGUUCUUUAGUGGAAGAAUAUCCUUCUCAAGAACAAGUUACUUCACUCCUUGAAGCAUCUAAUCCAGUAACAUUCAUCCUAAAUGCAAACUUUCUUGUGAAUGUCAAGAUACUAUCUUAUUGUUCAGAAAGAUGCUGGUACUUCUCAACCAAUGGACUACAUGGCUUAGGACAGGCAGAAAUUAUUAUGCUACUGGUUUGUUUGCCAAAUGAAGAUGAUGUUCCUAAAGAAAUCUUCAAAUUAUUUAUCAAAAUAUAUAAGGAUGCCAUGAAAGGAAAAUUCAUAGGAAAUUUGGAAAACAUUACAUUCACUGAAGAUUUUCUUGGAAACAAGGAACAUGGUGGAAUUCUAUUUGUAACGCCAACAUUUCAGAAAAUGGAUGAUCUCGUAUUACCAAAAAAUCCUUUUUUAUGUGGCAUUCUUAUUCUGAAACAGGAGGUACCUUGGGCAAAGGUUUUUCCAAUUCGCUUGAUGUUGAGAUUGGGAGCAGAAUAUGGGGACUACCCAACUCCUUUAACAAGUAUAAGACAUAGGAAACCUUUGUUUGGAGAAAUAGGACAUACGCUCAUGAAUUUACUUGUUGAUCUUAGAAAUUAUCAAUAUACAUUGCUUACAAUAGAUAAUUUGGUUAUCCAUAUGGAAAUGGGAAGAAGCUGUAUUAAAAUACCUCUUCAAAGACAUAAUGAGGUGAUCAAGGUGAUGAAUACUUCCAAUGAGCAUGUCAUUAGCAUUGGAGCAAGUUUCAGUUCUGAGGCAGAUUCACACUUAGUUUGUGUACAGAAUGACGAAGGAGUCUAUCAGACACAAGCAAACAGUGCUACUGGACAGCCUAGGAAAAUUACAGGUGCAAGCUUUGUUGUCUUCAAUGGAUCCCUAAAAACGUCUGCAGGAUUCCUUGCUAAAUCUAGUAUUGUUGAAGAUGGAAUAAUGGUACAGAUUACACCUGAGACAAUGAACGGCUUACGUCAAGCUUUAAGGGAGAAAAAGGACUUCAGGAUUACAUGUGGCAAAGUGGAUUCAGGAGAUUUGAGAGAAUAUGUAGACAUUUGUUGGGUAGAAGAUGAAAGAAAAAUAAAUAUGAGUGUUACAAGCCCAAUAGAUGGGAAAUCAAUGGAAGGAGUUCAAAGUGAAAAAAUUGUUCAAGAAGAAUGUUUUGAAAUGGAUGGAAAACUUGUCAAGUGCACAGAGGUGUUCUAUCUCUUGAAGGCCAGUGAGUCAUACAAUCAUGCUCAUCAGUUUGCUAAAGAAAUUGCAUUGGCUUCUUGUACAGCCCUUCGUCAACAUCUCAAAACACUAAAAAGUAACGGAAUGAACAAGAUCGGUCUUCGAGUCUCCAUGGAUACUGACAUGGUGGAAUAUCAAGCUGGAUCUGGAGGACAUCUUCUUCCUCAGCAUUACCUAAAUGAUCUAGAUAGCGCUUUGAUUCCUGUGAUUCAUGGUGGGACAUCAAAUACUACAAAUCUUCCACUGGAAAUUGAAUUAAUAUUUUUCAUUACGGAAUCGCUAUUAAUGUAACUGAUGUGUAUUUUAUUGACUGAACUGCUAGCACUGACCAGUACCAAAGGAGUUAUAUUACACCAUGGAUGGAAUGUUCAGGAUUAUUAUUUUUUGAAAAGCCAAUGUUUUAGUAAUGUAUCCUUAGGAGGAUUUUGCCUUUUAAAAAGUGAGUGUAUUUCUUUAUAACCUCAACUUGAAAGCUCCAUUUUUAAACUUGGGUUUAAUAAUGUUCUGAAACUUUACACUUAAUACUGUCACUAGAAAGUGAAGGAUGGACUAAAACUAGCGUAAGUUUUUGAAAUGCUGAAGUUAGCCAUCAUUCUUUUGCAAAUAAAUGCUUUAGCCGUUAUUUUUACUUAGAUGCUGCUUUAAUUAAUUAUUCUAAACUGAUAUUGAGUUUUUUAAAAAUAUAUAAGCAUGUUUAAGCAGAACAGAGUUGAAACUUGAGGGUCAGAUAUACAAGCUGCUGAUUUACGAAAGCAUCAACGUAUUAAAAAUGUCUGAAAGAUGUUCGUACAAACUAAUUACCAGUGUGAGGAAGCAUACAUAUCUCUGCCAAGUGUGAUCAUUUUGUAAGACACUAAUUUUUAAAACUGGUAUGUUUCAAAUGUAUAACGAUGCUUCCAAAAUUUAACAGCGCUACUGAACUACCUUUUGAAUUACUGACUUUGUUAUACAUUUAUAUGGAUUUAUUGAACAUAAAAUGAUCUUUAUAUUAAAUACUUAAUCUUUCUUUUUUUGUCAGCUGUAUAGUUGUUUCUUGGAUUCCCAAGAAUGAGUAAGAAGCCAGAUGACCCUUAAAGUAGUCAUCUUGUAGCAGUAAACCAGGCUACGAAGCCUGCAUGUGCUUCCUUCUCUGAUUUUGAGACGUCUUGGUAUCCCUGUUUACUUUCAGGGAGAACAGUGUAUUAAGUGUGAAUUUUCAUGAACAGUUUGCUGUAACAUACUUGAGCUUUAUACAGUUCUUAUUUUUAUAAUGGGAUAUUUUCAGUAAAUAAGCAUUUACCUAUGGCAAUGAUUAAGAUUAGUAGUCUAAAUCAAGUUUGAUAAUACCUGCAUAAUGUUCCUGUUUGUUAUCAACAGAAGGAAAUUGUGUGUAUGUCUGUUUGUCUUUGAUUUAUGUUUGAUUAAAAUAUUGUUAAGACUGCAAA